Molecule: messenger RNA, 3574 nt
Organism: Sebastes umbrosus (honeycomb rockfish)
Lineage: Eukaryota; Metazoa; Chordata; Actinopteri; Perciformes; Sebastidae
Gene: inpp5b
Product: inositol polyphosphate-5-phosphatase B
Exons: 19
Coding region: 807-3212 (801 amino acids)
Biological process (GO): signal transduction; phosphatidylinositol dephosphorylation
Cellular component (GO): membrane; cytosol
Molecular function (GO): phosphatidylinositol-4,5-bisphosphate 5-phosphatase activity; inositol-1,4,5-trisphosphate 5-phosphatase activity
Source: RefSeq, a predicted model, not a curated record
UUUAAAAACAAGCCUGCUACAGCCUCUUAAAGAAUGUACUGUCAGAUCUCAUCUUAGAUGACAUUGGCAAGGUGGAAAAAUAAUAAUUAUUCACACAGUGCAGUAACAUGGACCCUGACCUCUUUACAUACAUAGUAGUUCACACUGUAUUUCCUGAACAACUUCUUCAUGUGUGAAGAAGUACAAAGACAAAUAACCCUCUAACCAUCUGAAAGGAGGAAACCUGCUCAGCCAGUCUUCAACUUCCUUGAGGUUACGUUAAGUGGCAAACAAUGACAUACGUUUAUUCUUAAAAUUUGACAGUUCACAGGAAAAUAAAUUUAACAUGUACAGAAAUACAUGUGUGAGACUGUAGGUGGCUGUGGUUCACAAUUUCCGGCAAUUUUAGAACUACAAACAGUUGGAGUCGAUGCAUCUGUCAGUUACUGGGUGUGUACAUGACGCAUGUCUUACUAACAAGGAAGACAGACAGACAGAAGGGGUGGAGUUUGGAUGGACUCUGUCUUUUUUUAUAAGUGUUUACAGAGGGACAAGAUGAGAACAGUUUAAAUGGACGUGUAUCUUCCUCUUCAAUACUUUUCUCGAACUACUUUUUACCUCCUGCCUCCUGUUGAUCUGAAUGGAAUGGACCAUUGAAAGGUUAACAGAGGGUCUGUUUUGUCAGGGAUGUGUCACCUUUGCCGCUGGCUCACUAUUUUUCAAGGUGGAAACAACACGUGAGCUCAGGCGAAAGGCUGACAUGUGUGUGUUUUGCGGUAUUCUACGAUGAGCCACAAAGGCUUUUAACCUGAUGAGGGACACCAGUGAUGGAAAGAUUGAAUGACCAGGCAGCUGUUGUUACAAGGAAGAGUGUGGGAAGGGGUAAAGAUGUUUGCAAGUCGCCCACACAGGCACCCAAGUUUGAAUGGACCAACAAGUACCACAAGUCCACCAAAGGCCAGGGAAUGGUCAAACAGGCCCUUGCUCCACUUGGCACAACACUCACUAAACUCAAACAGCACCGGAAAACAGAGAAAUCAUCAAACAAAAAGGGAACUUUAGAAAGGGAGAAAGGCUCAAACAGUGGCACGCAGAAGUCCAAACAAGCCGCUUCCAGCCCAGAGAGUCAGGGCAUCCCCAGUCGAGAGGACCGGGAUGACAUGGUACGCUCCUCCAGCCACACCACAUCUAACAAAGCUCAGAUACUGGCCAUGCCGCAGUUCGGCCUGCGCGACAACCUCAUCAAGUGUGAGCUGCUGAAGAAUGAGUUCCGUUACACUUACCCGGAGGACUUCAGCUUUUUUCUCGGCACAUACAAUGUGAAUGGACAGACGCCAAAGGAAAGCCUCCGUCCUUGGCUGAGCUGCACUCCGAGCCCUCCUGACAUGUACUGCGUGGGUUUUCAGGAGCUUGACCUCAGUAAAGAAGCUUUCUUCUUCAAUGACACCCCCAAAGAGCUGGAGUGGACGAAGGCUGUGUCCGAGGCCUUGCAUCCAGAUGCCAAGUAUGCCUUAGUGAAGUUGGUGCGUCUGGUGGGCAUCAUGCUGAUCUUCUAUGUGAAGAAGGAGCAUGCAGAGUUCAUCUCUGAUGUGGAGGCUGAGAGUGUGGGCACUGGCAUCAUGGGAAGGAUGGGAAAUAAGGGUGCUGUGUCGGUCCGUUUUCGCUUCCACAACUCUGAUAUCUGCGUGGUCAACUCUCACCUAGCUGCCCACAUUGAAGAAUUCGAGAGACGUAAUCAAGACUACAAGGACAUAUGCAGUCGUCUCCUGUUUCGCCAGCUUGACCCCACCCAGCCUCCACUCACUAUCAUGAAGCAUGAUGUGAUUUUAUGGAUCGGGGACCUCAACUACAGGAUCAGUGAACUUGACGUCUCAAACGUGAAGGAGCUAAUCAGCAGUAAGGACUUUGAGACGCUGCACAGUUAUGAUCAGCUCAAGAGGCAGAUCGAUGAGGAGGCCGUGUUUGUUGGCUUCGCAGAGGGAGGGAUUGAUUUCCAGCCCACCUACAAAUAUGACACCGGCUCUGACAAGUGGGAUACAAGUGAAAAAUGCCGCGUGCCUGCGUGGUGUGACCGCAUCCUGUGGAGAGGGAAGAACAUCAAGCAACAGCAUUACCAGAGUCACAUGGCUCUGAAGACCAGUGACCACAAACCAGUCAGUUCCCUGCUUGUCGUUGGGAUCAAGAGAGUAAAUGCUGAGGCCUAUAAGAAGACCUUUGAAGAGAUUGUACGCGAUAUAGACAAAAUGGAGAAUGAGUGUAUUCCGUCCGUAACCUUGUUCAAGCGAGAGUUCCACUUUAUGGAUGUGAAAUACAUGCAGCACCAAGCACAGACAUUGAACCUCUUCAAUGACGGGCAGGUCCCGUGUCAGUUUGAGUUUAUCCAGAAGCCGAACGAGCCCACGUACUGCAAGCCCUGGCUCACAGCCAACCCCCCUAAAGGCUUUAUCGCUCAGGGUGGUUCUGUGGACAUUGAGCUUGAGGUUUUUGUAAACCGCUCAACAGCAACUGAACUUAACUCUGGCAAGGAGCAGAUCGAAGACAUCCUGGUGCUCCACCUGGAGCGUGGAAAGGACUACUUCAUCUCUGUGACAGGAAACUACCUGCCCAGCUGCUACGGCUCCUCCAUCCGUUCAUUGUGUCAGCUGAGGGAGCCCGUCCAGGACAUGCCGCAAAAAACCCUCCGUGAAGUGGCGGAGAUGUCUGGAGAUGAGAAUGCAACAGACACUGAAAAGCCUCUAGACAUUCCUAAAGAACUCUGGAUGAUGGUGGAUCACUUGUUCCGCAAUGCACUUAAACAGGAAGACAUAUUUCAGCAACCUGGGCUCCGGAGUGAAUUUGCAGAAAUAAGGGAUUGCCUUGACACUGGCAUUCCAGAUUCUCUUCCGGGCAGUAACCACUCAGUGGCAGAGGCGUUGCUUCUCUUCCUAGACGCCCUCCCAGAGCCUGUGGUUCCCUACUCCUUUUACCAGCAGUGCCUAGAAAACUGCUCCAAUGCCAGUCAGUGUGAGAAAGUUAUUUCCAUGCUACCUCAGUGCCAUAAAAAUGUGUUCAACUAUUUAGCUGCCUUCCUCCGUGAGCUGAUGAAGAAUUCUGCUAGCAAUCGAUUAGAUGUCAGCAUCUUGGCCACCAUUUUUGCCUCCUUGCUCCUGAAGUCACCUACGAAGCAGGAUCUUCUAGAAAAGAGGAAAACUCAGGAGUUCUUUCAGCACUUCCUGGCCCAAGGCUCCUCCUAGACGGAGGACUUCUCCCUCCCUCUUGUCCAUCAUGCUGAAGCUGAACACUAAAACCCUGUACAGUCCCAGUAUUUGAAAUAAACUAUAAUGAUUUCUUAUAUUCUUAGAUUGUCUCUUUGUUUAGAUAUGUAGUAUAAUUGCAAGUGACAGAUCUUAUUUGAUAUUACAUGUUUCACACACACACAGCAAUGUGGUGAUCUGUUGAUACAGAGUUUAUUGUAUAUCAUGGAGCAUCUGUAGAGACCUAACAAUUUUUAAUGUAUGUAUAUUUUAUUUAAAAAGAAAAAAAUAAUUUGUAUUUUAAUGUUUCUGAUCUCAACAGCAUAUUGUUUUUAUAUAUAUAUAAAAAUGUUGGAAGCAAA